ACUGAAUCAGAUUCGAAAAGGUCUUUCUCGAUUUUUAGAAAAGAAGAUUGAAGAAUAGUUACUGAUGUCUGCUGCAGAUGAUGAGAUUAUGAAGGUUAAUGUCUUUGAAUCCCCUGAUUAAAGAUGUUAAAGCUCUUACAUUUGAUGUGGAAGAAUUUUUCACGCAGUGUAAUCCUGGACUUAUCCGGUAUAUGGUUCAGCAACGUAUGGAUCCAAACCAGUGGCAUGCUGCAAUAUGUAUAGAUACAAUGGAGGUUAUAAAGCCUAUGGAUGUGUUUUGGAUGCUCAAGAUCCUAACAUGUAUUCUUAUCGAGGCUAUGACAGUCCUGGAUAAUCAACAACACCAACAACAGUGAUCUGAUUAGGUAGUCAGAAUCAGUUGAUUAGUUCUCAGAAAGUUGCAUUUUCAAAUGACCUUCAGAUAAUGUUGUUUCAGUGUUGCAGAGGGAAAAAACCUUCACUGGUUUGCUGCACAGCCGCAGUUCUGACCUACGAUGGAUUGCGUUAAAAAUCCGGCAAGAAUUGCAAUGACUGGGAAAAGUUUCAUGUAGCUAAGAGCCACCAUUAUGAUCUGCUGGAUGGAGUAAGAAUGUAAUAGGGUAAUAAGUGUUUCGAGUAUGAGAAACUUUGGAACAACACACUUUGUAUUUAUAGAUUUAGUUUUGUAUUUAAAAAUUGUUUUUCUGUUUUUCUGUUUCCUUUCUGCCUUUUUUUCCUGUAGAAAGCAUUUUGUUCCGUUAAUAGUCAAUAUUAUCUA
Molecule: messenger RNA, 757 nt
Organism: Papaver somniferum (opium poppy)
Lineage: Eukaryota; Viridiplantae; Streptophyta; Magnoliopsida; Ranunculales; Papaveraceae
Exons: 4
Coding region: 99-356 (85 amino acids)
Source: RefSeq, a predicted model, not a curated record